AGAGAGAGGGAGAGAGACAGAAAGACAGAGAGAGAGAGGGACGGAAGCGGGAGGACAGAGACAGAGAGACUCACCGGAGGGGGAGCCGCCGGCCCGGGUUCUCUCUCUGCCGACACCGGACCGAGCCACGUCGGUUCUGAGCACCGGAGGACCAGGAGGAGGGGAGGGAGAGUGAGUCCGCUACAGAGGAGGAUGUUCGAGGACCUGGUGGGAGCCUUCUGCGCUGUGGAACCUCGAGGGUCUCCAGAGGACGGGCCGGGUCAGAGCGGACGACUCCUGGAGGACGACGAGGGGACGGAGUCCAGCUUGAGCGUGGGUCAGUUCGUGCUCUGCCACUGGUCGGAUGGACUCUACUACGUGGGGAAGAUACAGAGGGUGAGCCCCCACAGGCAGAGCUGCUUCGUCAUGUUUGAGGACAACUCCAAGUUCUGGGUGCUGUACAAGGACAUCCAACACGCUGGCGUACCGGGGGAGGAGCCUCACUGCUCUGUGUGCCAAGGGGCGGAGCCAAACUCUGACAGCCAACCAAUGCAGACCAACGACAUCCUGAUCUGUGGGAAGUGUGGCAUUGAAAGGCGGGGCUUUGAAGAAAGGACCAAUAGCCAAAGCUCUGUGGGCCAUGAAGCAGGUCCUGCCGUACGGCCUGUCCUCUCUGAACUGGGACUCUCAGCACCGGACCAAUCAGCAGCAGUGUUACUGUUACUGCGGCGGCCCCGGAGAGUGGUACCUGAAGAUGCUGCAGUGUUUCAGGUGUCAGCAGUGGUUCCACGAGGCAUGCACUCAGUGUCUGCAGGACCCCAUGAUGUUCGGGGACAGGUUCUACAUGUUCCUGUGCGCCGUGUGCAACAAAGGGUCAGAGUACGUCCGCCGCCUCCCUCUCAGGUGGGUCGACGUGGUCCACCUGGUUCUGUACAACCUGUCCAUCAGCAGCAAGAAGAAAUACUUUGAGCUGGACGAGAUCCUGGCCUUCGUCUCUGCAAACUGGGACCAGUUACAGCUCGGAAAGCUGUCCAACACUCCUCCUGCAGAGAGGGGGCAGCACCUGCUGGACGCGCUCAACAAAUACAAGAGCAAAUUUCUGUGUGGAAAAGAGAUUAAGAAGAGGAAAUGCAUUUUUUGUCUGAGGACACGGGUUCCACCCAACCCCCCCAAUAAGCUGUUUCCAGAUCGUGCUCAGAAUGAUAGGGGGCGGAGCCACAAGAAGAGCUCUGACAGCGUUCCAGCUGAGAGGAAGAAGAGGAAAUCAAAGUGGCUUCUUGAAGACGCCAUUCCUAACAACAAGCUGACCUGCAGCUUGACCUCCAACCACCACAUGGCCAACAUCUUUGACUUCACCCUGGACGAACUGCAGAGCCUGAAGAGUAAGUCCAGCAGAACCGUCAGCAUCGAUCAGGACUCCACAGACGCCUCCACCUCCGGUUCUGCUUCCACCAGCGGCUCUUACCACUUCAGGAGGAGGGUGGGCAGCAGGAAGAGGAAGUUACCAAGCAACAGCUACAGCCAGUGGGCCAGUCGCAGCGAGGCAGGAGAGGAGCCGCCCGAGAUCGACCCUGCAGCUGCAGGCCACGCCCACCUAAACACAGAGGCCUCCUGCUUCCUGUCAGACUCCUCCCACAUCCCCUCAGACUCCUCCCACCGCCACUCCUCCAUCUCCUCGUUGUUCGGAGUGGCGGGCAGACUGACCAACGGGGAGAGAUACCAGGUGCUGGCCCGCCGCGUCACUCGUCAGGGGACGGUCCAGUACCUACUGGAGUGGGAGAG
Messenger RNA from Austrofundulus limnaeus, 1761 nucleotides. RefSeq names its product PHD finger protein 19 (gene phf19). Lineage: Eukaryota; Metazoa; Chordata; Actinopteri; Cyprinodontiformes; Rivulidae. Gene Ontology annotation, molecular function: DNA binding; chromatin binding. The record is from RefSeq and is a predicted model, not a curated record. Gene Ontology annotation, biological process: negative regulation of gene expression, epigenetic. Gene Ontology annotation, cellular component: nucleus.